UCGUCUCCAUCCAAACCGGGGAAAAAAAAAUUGGAAAUACUCUUUAUACUCUGUCCGAACAGACGAAGCAGAGCCUUCACAGUUCACUCCCUAUCUUCUUCCUCUCUUCUAUUCCCCUUCCUUCUAUUUUCUUCUUCUGCAACAAAAUCCAUGCAUUGAAGGCUUUCACCUUCAUUUCUUCAGAGAAUUGAAGAGAAUUCGUAGAAGGAGGCGUUUCUUUUGUUGAUGAUAUCUCUCGACUAGAUCUAGAGAAAAGAAGAAAUUAUUUGAAGGUCUAUAACUGCUGCAAAGCUGGCUACUACACUAGGAUGGAGGUUUGCUACCAACAAUGGCAGCAGCCAUGGAGCUACUGAUCUGGAAAGAAAUAUGGAUCCAAAACUUCAAGAUUCAGAGCCUCCAACUCCUCUCUCGGUCAUGAGGAUGGGUUCAAGGGACAGAACCACCAGUAUGGAGGACCCAGAUGGGACAUUAGCAAGUGUCGCCCAAUGCAUUGAGCAGUUGCGCAGGAGUUCAUCGACUGCACAGGAGAAAGAGAGUUCAUUGAAGCAGUUGCUGGACCUUGUAGAUACACGUGACAAUGCCUUCAGUGCUGUUGGAUCCCACUCUCAGGCAGUUCCAAUACUUGUUUCUCUUCUCAGAUCUGGAUCACUGGGUGUGAAGUUGCAGGCUGCUACCGUUUUAGGAUCUCUUUGUAAGGAGGAGGAACUAAGGGUGAAAGUCUUGCUAGGGGGAUGCAUUCCACCGCUGCUUGGUCUUCUCCGUUCCAGCUCAGCAGAAGGUCAAAUUGCUGCUGCAAAAGCUAUCCAUGCUGUCUCUCAAGGUGGAGCCGGGGAUCAUGUCGGAUCAAAGAUAUUCUCAACUGAAGGAGUUGUUCCUGUGCUUUGGGAGCAACUGAAAAACGGUCUCAAGGCUGGGAACUUAGUUGAUAACCUCCUAACUGGGGCUUUGAGAAACCUGUCCAGCUGCACUGAAGGAUUUUGGUUGUCAACAAUUGAAGCUGGAGGAGUGGAUAUUCUUGUGAAGUUGCUCAAAAGUGGACAGUCAAGUACUCAAGCUAAUGUUUGCUUUCUUCUUGCAUGUAUGAUGAUGGAAGAUGCAUCUGUUUGUUCAAGGGUCUUGGCUGCUGAAGCUACUAAGCAAUUACUCAAGCUUUUGGUGCCUGGUAAUGAAGCCUCUGUCAGAGCAGAAGCUGCAGGUGCUUUAAAAUCUUUAUCUGUUCAAUGCAAAGAAGCGAGACGGGAGAUUGCUAAUUCUAAUGGGAUUCCUGCUUUAAUAAAUGCUACAAUAGCUCCAUCAAAAGAAUUCAUGCAAGGCGAGUAUGCACAAGCAUUGCAGGAGAAUGCAAUGUGUGCUCUAGCGAAUAUCUCUGGUGGUUUGUCGUAUGUCAUCUCAAGCCUUGGAGAAAGUCUUGAGUCAUGCACAUCACCUGCACAGAUUGCUGACACAUUAGGGGCUUUAGCUUCAGCUCUUAUGAUUUAUGAUAACACUGCAGAAAUGAUUAGAGCAUCAAACCCUCGAAUUAUUGAGAAGAUAUUGGUUAAUCAGUUCAAACCUAGGUUACCAUUUCUUGUGCAGGAACGCACCAUUGAAGCUCUGGCAAGUUUGUAUGGGAAUCCUAUCCUCUCCAAGAAACUUGCAAACUCUGAAGCAAAGCGUCUACUUGUUGGUUUAAUCACAAUGGCAACCAAUGAGGUUCAGGAUGAGCUGAUUAGAUCCCUUCUGAUACUUUGCAACAAAGAAGACAGUCUAUGGCGUGCACUUCAGAGCCGUGAGGGAGUUCAACUGUUGAUAUCUCUUCUUGGCCUUUCAUCUGAGCAACAGCAGGAAUGUGCAGUUGCUCUACUUUGCCUUUUAUCAAACGAGAAUGAUGAAAGUAAAUGGGCCAUUACUGCUGCUGGAGGCAUACCUCCACUUGUUCAAAUUCUAGAGACAGGGUCUGCAAGAGCCAAGGAAGAUGCUGCAACAAUCCUUGGAAACCUCUGCAACCACAGUGAAGAUAUACGGGCAUGUGUUGAAAGUGCUGAUGCUGUGCCUGCUUUGUUAUGGCUAUUGAAGAACGGCAGCCAGAACGGGAAAGAGAUUGCAGCAAGAACAUUGAACCAUCUUAUCCAUAAAUCAGAUACAGGGACAAUCAGCCAGCUUACAGCCUUAUUGACUAGUGAUCUUCCUGAAUCAAAGGUCUAUGUUUUGGAUGCUCUUAAAAGUUUGCUUUCUGUGGCCCCCCUUAAGGACAUAUUGCAUGAAGGCAGUGCUGCCAAUGAUGCGAUCGAAACAAUGAUUAAAAUUUUGACUUCAACAAAGGAAGAGACUCAAGCAAAGUCUGCCUCAGCUCUAGCUGGUCUCUUCCAUCUCCGGAAGGAUUUGCGUGAGAGUAAUAUUGCAGUUAAGGCUCUUUGGUCGGCCAUGAAGCUGUUAAAUGUGGAUUCUGAAAAUAUCUUAGUAGAAUCAUCAUGCUGCCUAGCUUCUAUUUUUCUUUCAAUUAAACAAAACCGGGAUGUGGCUUCUGUUGCUAGGGAUGCAUUGUCUCCAUUAGUUGUUCUUGCUAAUUCUGUGGUUCUUGAAGUUGCAGAACAAGCAACAAGGGCUUUGGCUAAUCUUCUUUUGGAUAAUGAAGUUUCAGAGAAAGCAUUUUCUGAAGAACUUAUUUUACCUGCUACUAGGGUGUUGCGAGAAGGCACAGUUGAUGGAAAAACCCAUGCUGCAGCAGCUAUUGCUCGUCUCCUCCAAUGUCGCUCGGUUGAUCAUGUACUGUCUGAUUGUGUCAAUCGAGCUGGAACAGUUCUUGCAUUAGUUGCUCUCCUGGAAUCUGCUAGUGUUGAAUCUGUUGCCACAUCAGAAGUGCUUGAUGCUCUUGCUUUGUUGUCUAGAUCCCAAGGAAGCAACGAGCAUAUCAAACCUUCAUGGGCUGUCCUUGCUGAAUUUCCUCACACCAUAGCCCCAAUAGUUUCAUGUAUAGCUGAUGCAACACCCUUGUUGCAGGAAAAAGCUAUAGAAAUUUUGUCAAGGCUUUGCAGAGAUCAACCUGUUGUCCUUGGAGAUGCAAUUGCAAGUAGCUUGGGGUGUGUAUCAUCAAUUGCUAGAAGGGUCAUCAAUUCGAAAAACUCCAAAAUUAAAGUUGGAGGAACUGCACUUCUUAUUUGUGCUGCCAAAGUUCAUCAUCAAAGAGUAAUUGAAUCCCUAAACGAAUCAAACUCAUGUGUUUAUCUCAUCCAAUCCCUUGUUGAAAUGCUCAGAUUAGGGCAAUCAUCUGGAUUUACUCUCCCGGGUAACAAUGAAAACAAUGAACAGAUAAGCAUUUACACGCAUGCUAAAGAACAAACCAGAGAAGGAGAGUCUGAAAAUACCAUAGCAGUCAUUUCUAGUGACAAUUUAGCCAUAUGGAUGCUUUCUGUACUUGCUUGCCAUGAUGGCAGGAGUAAAAUUGCUAUUAUGGAGGCUGAAGCAGUUGAAGUUCUUACCGAGAGGAUUUCUCAAUGUUUGUCUCAAGCUACUCAGGGUGAUUUUAGAGAAGAUGCCAGUACAUGGGUUUGUGCUUUACUGCUUGCAAUACUGUUCCAAGACAGAGAUAUCAUUCGAGCACCUGCAACCAUGUGCUCAAUACCUGUAGUUGCAAGUUUGUUGAGAUCAGAGGAGUCAGCAAACAGAUAUUUUGCAGCACAAGCAGUGGCGAGUCUUGUCUGUAAUGGUAGCAGAGGGACUCUUCUGGCCGUCGCAAAUUCAGGGGCAGCAGGUGGACUUAUUUCUUUACUUGGCUGUGCAGAUGCUGAUAUAUGUGAUCUUUUGGAACUAUCAGAGGAGUUUGCUUUGCUCCGCAAUCCUGAGCAAGUAGCUUUGGAGAGGUUGUUUAGAGUUGAUGACAUUAGAGUUGGUGCUACUUCUCGGAAAGCGAUGCCUCUUCUUGUUGAUCUGCUAAAACCAAUUCCAGAUCGACCAGGGGCACCCUUUCUGGCUCUUGGACUCCUGACUCAGCUUGCAAAAGAUAGUCCUCCGAACAAGAUUGUAAUGGUAGAAUCAGGCGCUUUAGAAGCACUGACCAAGUAUCUCUCUCUUGGCCCACAAGAUGCAACAGAAGAAGCUGCUACAGAUUUAUUAGGGAUCCUGUUUGGCAGUGCUGAAAUACGAAAACAUGAAGCUGCAUUUGGUGCUGUCAAUCAGUUGGUUGCUGUUUUACGCCUUGGUGGAAGAGGGGCUAGGUACAGUGCUUCUAAAGCCUUGGAGAGCCUAUUUUUGUCAGACCAUAUAAAAAAUGCAGAAACUUCUCGACAAGCUGUUCAGCCUCUGGUGGAGAUUCUCAACACUGGCAUCGAGAGGGAGCAACAUGCUGCUAUUGCUGCAUUGGUUAGGUUACUAUGUGAAAGUCCAUCAAGAGCCCUAGCUGUUGCAGAUGUUGAAAUGAAUGCAGUGGAUGUUCUUUGCAGAAUUCUUUCAUCGAAUUGUUCAAUGGAACUGAAAGGAGAUGCUGCUGAGUUAUGUUGUGUCCUUUUUGGAAAUACAAGAAUUAGAUCUACAAUGGCUGCAGCUCGCUGUGUUGAGCCUCUUGUGUCUCUCCUCGUGACUGAGUUCAGUCAUGCUCAUCAUUCAGUUGUCCGUGCACUGGAUAAACUAUUGGAUGAUGAGAAUUUGGCAGAACUAGUUGCUGCACAUGGUGCUGUCAUUCCCCUUGUUGGACUUCUUUUUGGUAGAAACUACACACUUCAUGAGGCAAUCUCAAAAGCUCUUGUGAAGUUGGGGAAAGAUCGGCCUGCUUGUAAGGUGGAAAUGGUGAAAGCUGGGGUUAUUGAGAGCAUACUCGAUAUCCUCCCUGAAGCGCCUGAUUUUCUCUGUGCUGUACUUUCAGAACUGCUUCGGAUACUGACCAAUAAUACCACCAUUGCGAAGGGUCCUUCAGCGGCCAAAGUGGUUGAGCCCCUUUUUGUGUUGCUGUCAAGACCUGAGUUUAGGCAAGAUGGACAGCGUAGUGCUUUACAGGUUCUUGUUAAUAUUUUGGAGCAUCCCCAGUGCCAUGCUGACUAUAACCUGAGUCCUCGCCAAACUGUUUACCCUCUUAUCCCCUUAUUGGAUUCUCCAACACCCCCUGUGCAAAAGCUGGCAGCUGAACUUCUCUCACAUUUGCUAUUGGAAGAACAUCUUCAGAAGGACUCAAUAACACAGCAGGCAAUUGGCCCACUCAUACGUGUUCUGGGGUCUGGUGUUCCCGUUCUACAACAGAGGGCUAUGAAAGCUCUUGUGAGUAUUGCAUUAACGUGGCCAAAUGAAAUUGCAAAGGAGGGUGGUGUCAAUGAGUUGUCGAAAGUCAUUUUACAAACCGAUCCUCCAUUGCCACAUGCCUUGUGGGAAUCUGCUUCUUCUGUUUUAGGCAGUAUCCUGCAGUUCAGCUCUGAAUUUUAUCUGGAAGUACCUGUUGCAGUGUUGGUAAAGUUGCUUCGAUCAGGCACAGAAAGCACAGUGAUUGGUGCAUUAAAUGCUCUGCUUGUGUUGGAAAGUGAUGAUGGAACUAGUGCUGAAGCAAUGGCUGAAAGUGGUGCUGUAGAGGCACUUGUGGAACUCCUCAGGUCUCAUCAAUGUGAGGAAACUGCAGCAAGACUGCUGGAGGUAUUGCUGAACAAUGUUAAAAUUAGGGAAACAAAAGCUGCUAAGUCUGUGAUUUCACCUCUGUCCCAGUACCUUUUAGAUCCACAAACCCAAGCUCAGCAGGCAAGGUUAUUGGCUACCCUAGCUCUUGGUGAUCUGUUUCAGAAUGAGAGUCUUGCUCGGACUACAGAUUCUGUUUCAGCUUGUAGAGCCCUAGUAAAUCUGCUCGAAGACCAACCUUCAGAAGAAAUGAAAGUGGUAGCUAUUUGUGCCUUGCAAAACCUAGUAAUGUACAACCGGGCAAAUAAAAGAGCAGUAGCAGAAGCUGGGGGAGUUCAGGUUGUACUGGACCUCUUCAAUGAUAGUGAUCCAGAUACAUCAGUUCAAGCAGCGAUGUUCAUUAAACUUCUCUUCUCUAACCAUACCAUUCAGGAGUAUGCCUCCAGCGAAACCGUGUCUGCUCUAACUGCUGCUAUUCAGAAUGAUUUAGUGGCCACUGGAAGUGUGAACGAGGAAUAUCUGAAGGCUCUAAAUGCACUCUUUAGUAACCUGCCACGUUUGAGAGCUACUGAGGCUGCCACACUCAGUAUUCCUCAUUUGGUUACAUCACUCAAGACAGGGUCUGAGGCAACCCAGGAGGCGGCCCUGGAUUCACUUUUCCUUCUCAGGCAAGCUUGGUCAGCAUGCCCAGUUGAAGUCUCCCAGGCUCAAUCAGUUGCUGCUGCAGAGGCAAUACCUUUGCUCCAAUAUUUGAUCCAGUCUGGCCCACCUCGCUUUCAGGAGAAGGCAGAACUCCUUUUGCAGUGUUUGCCUGGGACCUUAGUGGUAAUUAUAAAGCGUGGUAACAAUUUGAAGCAGUCAGUGGGGAACCCUAGUGUCUACUGUAAGCUCACGCUAGGCAACACUCCUCCAAGGCAAACCAAGAUUGUAUCAACUGGUCCUACUCCUGAGUGGGAUGAAAGCUUUACAUGGGCAUUUGAUAGUCCUCCAAAAGGGCAGAAGCUUCAUAUAUCGUGCAAGAAUAAAAGCAAAAUCGGAAAGAGCUCUUUUGGAAAAGUAACUAUCCAGAUUGAUCGGGUUGUGAUGCUUGGAGCAGUUGCUGGAGAGUAUGCCCUCCUUCCACAAAGCAAAAGCGGGCUGUCCCGAAACCUGGAAAUUGAAUUCCAGUGGUCCAACAAAUAGUGACCGUAAUGGCAAGGGGUGAUUGUGCGUUCUAAUUGUAAUUUUAAGUUUGAAGUAAAGAUAUAGCAAACAACAAGGAUUUUAUUUUUAUUUUUAUUAUUAUUAUUAUUAUUAUUUUUUGCACAGUUUUGUUGUACAUAGUCAAGAAUUUGUUCUCUGUAGGUGUGUCUCUGUUUAGGUGAGGUGGUCUCAUUCAUUCUUUUUUGUAUUCUUGACUGUUUAGUCUGUUUCCAUAUUUACUAGAGAUCAAUUAUGUGGAGGAGAAGAUGUAGAAGUCUUGUAUUUGUAUUUUGGGUUGAUCUUUGAAUAAUUAAUUUCAAUGAAAGUCAAGGACUGUGGGAAA
Macadamia integrifolia is the source of this 7096-nucleotide messenger RNA. RefSeq names its product protein CELLULOSE SYNTHASE INTERACTIVE 1-like. Gene Ontology annotation, cellular component: cellulose synthase complex. Bases 367 to 6753 code for a protein of 2128 amino acids. Gene Ontology annotation, biological process: anisotropic cell growth; regulation of cellulose biosynthetic process. The transcript has 8 exons. Lineage: Eukaryota; Viridiplantae; Streptophyta; Magnoliopsida; Proteales; Proteaceae. Gene Ontology annotation, molecular function: microtubule binding. The record is from RefSeq and is a predicted model, not a curated record.